Drepanopeziza brunnea f. sp. 'multigermtubi' MB_m1 is the source of this 5832-nucleotide messenger RNA. RefSeq lists its product as uncharacterized. The record is from RefSeq and is a predicted model, not a curated record. Gene Ontology annotation, cellular component: membrane. Gene Ontology annotation, biological process: post-translational protein modification. Gene Ontology annotation, molecular function: dolichyl-diphosphooligosaccharide-protein glycotransferase activity. NCBI's taxonomy places the organism in Eukaryota, Fungi, Ascomycota, Leotiomycetes, Helotiales, Drepanopezizaceae.
AUGGCUCGGAAACCUGCCAUGCUUUCUUCUACGAUCAUCCGAGCGCAUUUUCUGAUAAAACUGCUUCUCCAGGUCCUCCGCUACGCGGCGUUGGGUACCGGUGUCUUGUACGGUUUCUACCAUCAAUCCAAGCUCACUGCGGCUUCGAAGCUUGCGGCAGCCAACAGAGAGUACGAGCGCAAGCAAACCCUGAUUGCGCAAGCAAAGGCAGAAUUCUCGAAGAUGAACUCGCCCGCGAGUGCAAAGACACAAGGCGGAGACUUCAUUAGAGACCCGAACGACUCGAGGUUCGACUUGGAGGCAUACUUGAACACCUUCAUGUCUGUGUCUAGAAACAACACACGUGAUUACUUAUCUGGUGUACAGACUGGGCCCCCUGCAGCCGCGUCGUCAAAGACAGAUGUCCCUCAGGCGCAUCUAUCAGGCGCAUCUGUCAACGACAACUUUCUUGAUCAACCACCAAUUAUGCCAGAGACAGUAUCAGAACCCUUUUUCAAGGGAAGCACGGGGAGGAGCUCCAGGGGACUGCUUCGGUUAAUUAUCCUGAGUUUAGUCGCGGCUACAGCUGUCGCAUCUCGUUUGUUCAGUGUCAUCCGCUUCGAAUCAAUUAUCCAUGAGUUCGAUCCGUGGUUUAACUUCAGAGCCACGAAAUACUUGGUACAACAUGGCUUCUACGAUUUUUGGGAUUGGUUUGAUGACCGUACAUGGCAUCCACUUGGACGAGUUACAGGAGGAACACUUUACCCAGGUCUAAUGGUUACCAGCGGUGCCAUCUACCAUGCGCUCCGAGCCCUUACUAUCCCGGUUGACAUUCGAAACAUUUGCGUGCUGCUUGCACCUGGAUUCUCCGGCCUCACAGCUUUCGCUACCUACCUCCUCACCAACGAGAUGUCAACUUCUCCUUCCGCUGGUCUCCUCGCCGCUAUCUUCAUGGGUAUUGCCCCCGGUUAUAUUUCCAGAUCAGUUGCUGGCAGCUACGAUAACGAAGCCAUCGCCAUUUUCCUUCUCGUGUUUACCUUCUACCUCUGGAUCAAGGCCUUGAAGGUUGGAUCAGCAUUCUGGGGUGCUCUGUGUGCGCUUUUCUACGGAUACAUGGUUUCAGCUUGGGGAGGAUAUGUCUUCAUUACCAACUUGAUUCCGUUGCACGUAUUUGUGCUUGUUUGUAUGGGUCGCUUCAGCCCAAGACUCUACGUGAGUUACUGCUCGUGGUACGCUCUAGGAACGUUGGCCAGCAUGCAAAUUCCAUUCGUAGGAUUCUUGCCAAUACGUAGUAGCGAACAUAUGUCAGCCCUCGGCGUUUUCGGUCUUCUCCAAUUGAUUGGAUUUGUGGAGUUUGUCCGUUCUGGGGUGCCGAGCAAGCAAUUCGCUACUCUCCUCAGGGGCUUCGUCCUGGCUGUGUUCGUCAUUGCCUUCGGUGGCCUGGUUCUUUUGACCGUCUCUGGUGUUAUUGCACCGUGGACCGGACGUUUCUACUCCCUCUGGGAUACUGGAUACGCUAAGAUCCACAUUCCAAUUAUCGCCUCCGUGUCCGAGCAUCAGCCAACAGCAUGGCCGGCGUUCUUCUUUGACUUGAACCUUCUCAUCUGGCUCUUUCCAGCAGGCGUCUACCUUUGCUUCCAGAAUCUCCGUGAUGAGCAGGUGUUCGUUGUUGUCUACUCCAUUCUUGCCAGUUACUUCUCUGGUGUUAUGGUCCGACUUAUGCUCACCCUCACACCAAUUGUCUGUGUCUCUGCGGCUCUCGCUUUGUCAAGUCUCCUUGACACAUACCUGACCAUCAAGUCCCCCGCAGAGUCCGUCCCAGGCGCGCCAGAUGCGGCUACGAAUGGAAAGCAUACUCCUAAGAAGACGGAUGGGCUACGCUCCAUGCGUAACCCGCUUGUUGGCAUUUACACCACUUUCUCAAAAGCUACCGUUGUUGGUGCUCUUACAUCUUACCUCUUGGUGUUUGUUAUGCACUGCACCUGGGUCACGUCAAACGCGUACUCAUCCCCAUCCGUGGUUCUGGCAAGCAGAAUGCCCGACGGCAGCCAACACAUCAUCGACGACUACCGAGAGGCAUACCAAUGGCUCCGCCAGAAUACUGCGGAAGAUGCUAAGAUCAUGUCAUGGUGGGAUUACGGUUACCAAAUCGGUGGUAUGGCCGACCGCCCAACCCUUGUUGACAACAACACAUGGAACAACACUCAUAUUGCGACUGUCGGAAAGGCUAUGAGCUCCCGUGAAGAGGUAAGCUACUCGAUUAUGCGUCAGCACGAGGUCGACUAUGUUCUUAUCGUUUUUGGUGGGCUUCUGGGAUACUCCGGAGACGAUAUCAACAAGUUCUUGUGGAUGGUAAGAAUCGCUGAGGGUAUCUGGCCUGAGGAGAUUAAGGAGCGAAGCUUCUUCACCAGUCGAGGAGAAUACAAGGUUGAUGACAGUGCUACCGAAACCAUGAAGAAUAGCUUGAUGUACAAGAUGUCUUAUUACAACUACAACGCCCUCUUCCCAGCAGGACAGGCACUAGACCGGGUUCGUAACGUUAAAGUCCCACAAGUCGGACCAGUCUUGGACACUGUCGAGGAGGCAUUUACCAGCGAAAACUGGAUCAUCCGGAUCUACAAGGUUAAGGACCUAGAUAAUGUCGGCCGAGAUCAUGCCACAGCUGCGGCGUUCGACAGGGGGAGCAAGAAGAAGAAGACGACUAAGAAGAGAGGACCAAGAGUGUUGAGGGUUGAGGUCAAAUCUAAUCGCACUGCGGCGCCUGAAGGCGAAGACUCGAGCUCCUCCGACGAGCAGCGUAUUCUUCCUCCCGGAACACCAUACCUAACGAAGGUCAAUGGCAAGCUGGUGUGGGCGCGUCAGAAGACUCACAAGGUUGCCAAAGUUGAGGCUUUUCUGGCCGGAACGGCCGUCGUCCGCGAGCGAUCGAAGUCCCUUGAGAGGCCAGCGCCGAGGCAGAUGAUGAUAACAGGGCCCGUUCCGGUAGUACGAGCUCAGCGUCUUCUUGCGCAAUCGACUCCAAUCUCACAGCAGCAGGUCCAAAAUGCAGUGCCACCGAUAGCACAGUAUGUACCCCAAUACUAUACUCAAUACCAGCCACAGAUGAUGCAGCAGCUUUUGCCAGAGCCUCCACGUGUGUAUAUUCCGCAGCAACAACUUCAGCAACAGCCUCAACAGCCUCAGCAACCUCAGCAACCUCAAAGACCACCGCGACCACCGCCCCCGCCGCUCUUCGUUCAGACAAGCCCAACACCGCAAGAUUUUGAACAGCUCAAGGCGGCGGAAGCACACUUCAAUGGUCUCGACAAGCCUCAACCGUCUCGAGUCACGUCUUUUGAAAGUGAGAGCACGCAAAGAAAAGAGCAAAUAAAACCACAAAGCACGGCACAGGACAAUCUAGGAGAUGAAGCCCAAAAAUUACAGAAAGAAAAGGUUUCUCUGAGAGCAAACAUUGCAGUCACCAGGCAUAUCUGUGGUAAUUGCGGGCAGAUCAGAUCUCGUAAAUAUCACUAUGAAAACCCUUUGAAGCCUGGUGAAAUUCCCAACCCUAGCUUUUGUCUAAGGUGCCGAAGAGAUGCCAGUUCAACUAGUGGCUCAAAUACUGCCAAGGAUUCAAAGAAGAAAGAUAGGAAGAACACAAAGAAGAAGGGAAAGUCGAAAAAGAAGCCUGUGGUAGCUUUGAGCGAUGGAGAUGAUGACGAUGAUGAUUCUUCGGAUCAUCCAGCACCGGAGCCACCAAAGAAGCCUACGCCUGAUGAUCCUGAUAAGCCGGGCAAGGGGGGUAAAGCGAACAAGUCAGACGAGCCGAAUCAGGCCCUAGGAAAGCGAGUACCUUCCCCAGAGUAUAUUUUCAUCGAGGCCUCCGAAGAUGGGCGAGAAGCCAGAGGAAGAUCGCGUAGUAGGAGCCCAGAAGAAUACGUAUACUAUCGUCGCUCGAUAUCGCCACCUGGGCCCCAGCACUCUCGUCGAUCCCGAUCACAUUCAAUAGUCCGAUCGCGACAAGAUCCUCUUUGUAAAUCAGCACGCCCAGUCAAGCUUCGCGAAGUGGUCAAGGACACAGUUCGGCGUCAAUCUCCCUUAGUAAAAUAUAGAUACGUCGAAGUCAUCCGGGAGCCUAAGACUAUCGAACCAAAAGAGAAGCCGUACCCGAGAAAGAUACCUAUUCAAUUUGAGGACGAGGCUGUACACGAUGAACCAGCGCCGCCUCCUAAGCUUUCCCGGGAACCAGAGACUCUGCAUCAGAAAGCCUUUUCAUACCAGACAUACAGUGUUGAAGAGCCAAAGAAUUCAAAGCCAGGUCCACCAAGCACUCGUCACGGCUUUGGGGUGUGGAAGGCAUCGAAUCGUGGCCCUCCUACCGGUCACCACAGCUUUGAGCGCGAGACGUCGAUUCGAGGCCAAGGCUCAAUAGCACCUAGCUCGGAUAGCCGACAUCGAUCUGCCAGAGAUUCUGUCUACAACCAUGGAGCAUCUGCUGGAGCCCGACCGUCCAGAGGUCAAAGCUCUAUGGUGCAAGAACCAUUUGUGCGAGACGCUCCGAGCAGUCACCACAGCUUCCAAAUGAAAGAGACACCUGCUCGAGACCAUCCUCCUAGAGAUCCUAGUUUGAAUAGCCGACGUUGGUCCAUCAGGGGCUCUGUCCAUGAAGAACAAGGAACGUCAACUCGCGGACCAGCUACCAGAGAGUACAGCUUCGAGGAGCGCGAGACUAUCAGCCCAGAGCGUUUAACUGAAGCACGCCGGCGUAGAAGACGAGAACGAGAGCCUCCUGGCGGCUCUCGUCCAUUUGAGGAGCAACAUGUCAUCCACCCUAAGGAAAAGCACGAAUGCAGAGUUGUGACGGAAACUUCCGAGUACCGCAAUAAAGAGGCUGAGGAUGCAGAGGGUCGCAGAAGACAAGAGUAUAUCGACAGAGCUACUCUAGACUCUCGCAAGAGCACCCAAGUUCCAGCUCAAGAGGCCGAAAAAUACUACCAUGGAGAUUGGUCAAGACCAGGGCCUGAUCCGUUGGUAGUGCCGUCGAUUUUCAGAAAGCCUUACCAAGAGUAUCGAAGCUAUAGACGCCCAGAGUCGGUCUCCACCGAGUCGAUCAAGCGGGAUAUGACUCCGAUGACUCCGAUCAUCAACAUACCCUACCAAGAAUAUCGUAAUCCAACACAAGAUGUCUCCGACUACAGCGAAUCUUCGGAAAACACCUAUCAACCUGCUCAUCAUGGCCCCCCUCGAGUUCCUUCGCCGCCUUCAGCCGUCAACUCUUACGUCAAAGUGCAAGCAUGGAACGAUGAGCCUCCAUAUCCAAUGACUCCCGAUGAGAAAGUUGUCCAUAUGCCAAAAGUCCAAAUCUCAAUCGGCCGCCAACGAAGUAAUUCCAAGCCCCGGCCAGCAUACUUACGCUCGGAGACCGAGGAGAUGGCCCUCUUCAGAUCACCAAGACAAUCUAAUUCCUUCGAAGGACCGGAGAGAUCAGAUGGAUACAUUGGCUACACGGACUCGAACUUCAACGAGAAGCAUGACCCAGGCCGAAAUAGAGACGAUGGUGACCAAGACUCAAAUUUCACGGAGAUGCGAGGCCCGGUGAGAUAUAACCAGGUGUCGGAUGCGAAUUUGACCGAGUUGGAGAGGCUGGCUGAGGCUGAGGCUGGGGCUGGGGCUGGGGCUGGGGCUGGGGCUGGGGCUGGGGCUCAACAUGUAUCGUUCAGGGAAACACCAUUAGUCAGGUCGAUGUACGAGCCGUGGUUGCCGUCGGAGAUCAAGAGUCAGCUGUCCGAGAAAGAGUAUGAUGCGAGUGGAUGGCGGGGUACUGGCGGUGAUUGGAUUGAGAUUGGGCCGGAUGAUGAGAUAUUUGGAGGAUGA